AUGGAGGAUCCUCCGAGCGGUGCUUCCCUACCGUCAGGUCCGGACGGUACAAAGCGGCGAGUGACGUAUUUCUAUGAACCAAGUGUUGGCGACUACUACUACGGCCAAGGGCACCCCAUGAAACCCCACCGAAUUCGUAUGGCCCACAACCUGAUUGUUCACUAUUCUUUACACCGGAAGAUGGAAAUCAACCGCCCGUUUCCUGCCGGAGCAGACGACAUUGGCCGCUUCCAUUCCGAAGAGUAUGUCAAUUUCCUUUCUUCAGUUAAGCCGGAUGCCGUCCAGGACCAUACCCACUCGCGGUACCUGAAACGGUUCAAUGUGGGCGAGGAUUGCCCGGUUUUUGACGGCCUGUUCGAGUUUUGCCAGGCUUCUGCGGGCGGAUCGAUUGGGGCUGCUGUCAAACUUAACCGGCAGGAUGCUGAUAUCGCGAUUAAUUGGGCUGGCGGACUUCACCAUGCCAAGAAAAGUGAAGCUUCCGGUUUUUGUUACGUCAAUGAUAUCGUGCUAGGAAUUCUUGAGCUCCUCAAAGUCCACAGGCGCGUGUUGUAUAUAGAUAUCGACAUACACCAUGGAGAUGGUGUUGAGGAAGCCUUCUUCACCACUGAUAGAGUCAUGACUGUGUCAUUCCAUAAAUUUGGAGACUUUUUUCCCGGUACUGGACACAUUAAAGAUAUUGGGGCUGGUCUUGGUAAAUACUAUGCCCUUAAUGUUCCACUAAAUGAUGGAAUGGAUGACCGGAGUUUCAAGAAUUUGUUCUGUCCGGUCAUCGCAAAGGUCAUGGAGGUUUAUCAGCCAGAAGUUGUUGUGCUUCAAUGUGGGGCCGAUUCAUUGGCUGGUGAUAGAUUGGGUUGCUUCAACUUAUCUGUUAAAGGUCAUGCUGAAUGCCUGCGUUACUUGAGAACUUUCAAUGUUCCCUUAAUGGUUUUGGGUGGGGGAGGCUAUACGAUUAGGAAUGUUGCACGAUGCUGGUGCUAUGAGACAGCAGUUGCUGUAGGAGUGGAACCAGAUAAUAAUUUGCCUUAUAAUGAAUACUAUGAGUAUUUCGGUCCAGAUUAUGUUCUUCAUGUGCCGCCGGGCCCCAUGGAGAACCAAAAUUCAGACAGUCAUCUGGAGAGAAUCAAGACCAUGUUGCUUGAGCAGCUUUCAAGGUUGCCGCAUGCUCCAAGUGUGCAAUUUCAAACAACUCCUGCCGUUACAGAAGUUCCAGAACAGGCUGAGGAACCCAUGGAUCGAAGGCCUAAACUUUGGAGUGGUGAGCGUUUCGAAUCUGAGAGUGACGAUGAAAGAUGGAAAGCCUCAAGGAAUGCUGCGCGAAUUCACAACGUGAAUGUGAAUGCUGAGGCUUUGGAGAGGGUGAUGGAAUUGAUGGCUUGUAUCAAAAGGGAGAUCUUUAUUGUAAAUGCAGCUUUUGAGAUCCGACAACGAGAAACAGACCUUAGACAUAGAAGAAAACAGAAAAUGGCGUCCGCCAUUCCCAAAAGAAUUUCUGGCCAUGUCCGUUCUAUUAGCCUGCCUUGUUCAUCUCAUCCUCUUCUUAACAAGGUUGAUGAAAAUCUGCAAAAGUUGAAGUCACCGGAAGAUGCUUCCUCCUCAUCUUCAGAGCUCUUCCACAGGAGACAUGCUAUUGAGAAUUUGCCUGGAAUGUUCCUUUAUGUUUCCCCUGAGGGCAAGGCUGUAAUGAGAGCUCAGGCAUGGAUGAAGAGUAACAUUAUGAGGAGAAUGAACCAGAAGACCAUCAAACAAGGGAUAUGCAAUAACGUAAAGCAUGUGGUGCUUUUUGCAAUUUUCUGUUUCCUUGUGGUCUAUUUUUGGUUCAAACUUUCAGGAAGAAAGGCAAGCAAUUUCCUUUGGUAA
Oldenlandia corymbosa var. corymbosa is the source of this 1857-nucleotide messenger RNA. NCBI's taxonomy places the organism in Eukaryota, Viridiplantae, Streptophyta, Magnoliopsida, Gentianales, Rubiaceae. The record is from the annotation of a GenBank genome assembly.